Xyrauchen texanus (razorback sucker) is the source of this 4245-nucleotide messenger RNA. RefSeq names its product nudE neurodevelopment protein 1-like 1a (gene ndel1a). Gene Ontology annotation, biological process: microtubule nucleation; vesicle transport along microtubule; chromosome segregation. The transcript has 11 exons. The record is from RefSeq and is a predicted model, not a curated record. NCBI's taxonomy places the organism in Eukaryota, Metazoa, Chordata, Actinopteri, Cypriniformes, Catostomidae. Bases 150 to 1190 code for a protein of 346 amino acids. Gene Ontology annotation, molecular function: microtubule binding. Gene Ontology annotation, cellular component: centrosome; kinesin complex; kinetochore.
GAAACACUGACUGCGAGGUCUGUGCCAGUAUCGCAGUCAGCUCUGCUAUCUCCAUUAAAGACACUGGAAAUGUGCUGACAAAUCCCUGGCUGUAACAUCCACCAUGACCUAUUGCCAGAGGGCACAGUGAUUGAGACCUGGUUUCUGUCAUGGAUGCAAAUAUGAUUCCAAAAUUUGUUUCCAAAGAAGAGGAAAUUGAUUUCUGGAAGGGUCUUUCAUUCAAGUACAAGAAAAGUUAUAACGAAGCACAGGAAGAGUUGCUGGAGUUCCAAGAGGGGAGCAGAGAGCUGGAGACAGAGCUGGAAACGCAGCUGGGUCAAGCGGAGCAUCGAAUCAGAGAUCUGCAGGUGGACAAUGAGAGACUGCACCACGAGCUUGACUCACUCAAGGAUAAGUUGGAGCAGCAGUAUUCUCAGAGCUAUAAGCAGAUCUCCAUGCUGGAGGAUGACCUCAGCCAGACUCGAGGCAUCAAGGAGCAGCUGCAUAAAUAUGUCAGAGAGCUAGAGCAGGCCAAUGAUGACCUGGAGAGAGCUAAGAGAGCUACAAUUACGUCUCUGGAGGACUUUGAACAGAGACUAAACCAGGCCAUAGAGAGGAAUGCCUUUCUGGAGAGUGAACUGGAUGAGAAGGAGUCUCUCUUGGUGUCUGUGCAGAGACUAAAAGAUGAGGCCAGAGACUUGCGGCAAGAGCUUGCAGUGCGAGAGAGGCAGCCAGAUUUGAUGAGAAUGUCUGUGCCUAGCUCUCCUACUCCAGACAAUGACAAAACAGACUCAGUUGUCCAGGCCUCACUGUCCCUACCUGCUACACCUCUCAGCAAGAACCUGGACAAUGCUUUUACCAGCCAGACAGUUCUGGCCAACAGUUGCACUAAUGCAGCCCUCACUCCAUCUGCUAGAAUAUCAGCCCUCAAUAUCGUAGGUGAUUUACUGCGCAAAGUUGGGGCUUUAGAGUCUAAACUUGCAGCCUGUAGAAAUUUUGCCAGGGACCAGGCAGCCAGGAAGAACUAUGUCACAAAUGUCAACGGCAAUCUGAUUAAUGGAGAGCUUACAAAUUACUCUCACUCGCUUCACACGUCCUACUUCGACAAAGCAAGAGAGAGGGUCAUUUUCCCUGCGUUGCUCUUGGGUGGCAACAAGAGAAGGCAAAGCAAUGUGCUGCUUCUAGGAGUCAUCAAAUUACCUUUGUACUGAUGGACAGGAGAGUGUUUGUUUCUGGUGUGUCUCUGGGGGCAGUAUUGAGUGGUCUCUGAAACGGGCUCUUUUAGGCCUCUGCCUGAGAAAAUAUUAAGUUGCAGUGCAGUUUGUUUUGCAAGUUUAUCUACACCAUAUCACUCUAACCUACUCAGGUGUGAGCUUUGCAACACGUUUUACUGUUGAUUUGGUUUCAGGAAACCUUUGUAAAUCUUUUCUAUUUAAGAGCUCCUUUUUAGCCAUUAAUAUGUAAAUGCUGUCUGAUUUAUUUAGUCUGUGUGGACUGAAAAAUAUAAACUGGAGCGAAUGCUAACAGUAGCAUGACUGAAAAUAUUGAAUGGCCUUUAGGGCCUGAUAGUAGUACUGUUGAAAUGGCUUGCAUUGUAGUGCUAAUGGCUCACAUACCUUUUAUUAAGCUUCUAACCAGAGCCUCAUGUUUCUCUGAGCACAGCAGGACAGUGAAUGGAAUAAACUCUGGCAUGAUGGCGAACAUCUCAGCUGCACAACUAUCUAGCUCUCCGUCAGGCCUGGUGCUGAGCGUGUGAUCACGGACCCUUCACACUUAAAGGAAUAGUUCACAUAAACAGGAAAUUUGUCAUAAUUUACUCACCCCCAUGACUUUCUUUCCUCCAUGGAACACACAAAUAGGUUUUAGUAUAAUGUUAGUGUAAGUCAUCAUUCACUUUCAUUGUAUAAUUUUUCCUUAAAAUGGAAGUGAAUGGUGACUGAGGGCAUUCUGUCUAAUAUCUCCUUUUAUAUUCCAUAGAGAAAGUCAUUGGGAUUUGUAAAAACAUGAGCUUAAGCAAAUAAGGAAUUUUCAUUUUUUAGGUGAACUAUCCCUUUAAAAAUGCACUCAAACCCACACAAAGACCUCAUUUUACAUACACGUAGGUAACCACUAUACAGCAAUAUAACAAUUUCUUUUAAGACACUAUUGAAUCUGUCCUUCUGUUUGUUGCUCUGUUUUAAAUUCUUACUGAAGUUCUUGUUAAUAGUCCUGAAAUAUGUGUAUAUAUCCAUUAAAUACAUUUAUGGUUAAUGUUUAUUUAGAUGUGAGCUUAUAUGUACAUAUUAAUUGAGUUCUCUCCAAAAUUGUAUUUAUUGCUCUAUUGUUUUGUGAAAUAUGAUUAACAAAGGGAAUUCACACUUAUUAUUUGUUUUGCAACACAUAGUAUGUGUUUGGUUAUAAGGAAGACAUGAUAUUUAAGGUGAAGAUUUGACAAUUACUAUCUACAGUAGACUUAUAUGUGCACUUAAACAGUAUGUCAUUGAAACUGGUUUCAGUUUUAUCAGUUGGAUUGUUUAUUAUUUAAUAAGUGCUAAUGUGUAUCUCACAUGGGUGAAGGGUGUCCCCUAAACCAUGUGGCCUAAUAUAAGUGUGAAAAGUCUUGAGAUUCAGGUAGAUUUGCAUUUUGAACUUUGUCUUGGUGAUGUUGACAAUCGAUUGAUGUAGUAAAAUGGUUGGUUUCCCAGCAUUAUAGUAUUUGUUGAAAUAUCCACACCUACAUUUUUCACCGAUUUCUUGCCAAUAACAAAUGUCUUUCAGUUUGGUUUGAACAGUGCAAUUUGUCACAUAGGCACUUUUUGUUACUUUUUUGUGCUGGAAUAAAUGGUAGUUUUCUUAUUGCAACAAAGAUAGUAAUGAUAACCAUAGACAGUAAAGGUGUUACCACUAAAAAUUUUAUGUUGUUGAAAGGCUUUAACGCCACUGUACAGUAUAAUACAUUUGAAUUUAUCCAGACAUUUGUGAACCUCCAAGAGGACCUAAACUUAACAGCUGGUAAUUAUUUUUAUUAGGUCUGCUAUUCUUCACCUCCCUUUUGAUUGAUUGAUACUGACAAUGAUUGACGGAUUAAACAACCUGUAGAUUGUACUAUAGAACAUUUCAAGGAAUCGUUCACUCCAAAAAAUGUCAUUCUCUCACCAUUUACUCACCCUUGUGACAUACCGGAUGUGUAUGACUUUCUUUCUUCUGCAGAACUUUCAUGUUUCAUGCAGAAUAUUUCAGCUCUUCAAGUUCAUACAAAGCAAGUGAAUGGUGAUCAGACCUUUGUAGUGCCAAAAAUCACAUAGGUCAGCAUAAAAGUAAUCCAUACAACUCCAGUGGCUAAAUCUGUAUCUUCAGAAGCGAUUUGAUAGUUGUGGGUGAGAAACAGAUCUUAGUCAAUUUUUACCAUAAAUUCUCCCUGCUCGGUCAAUCUCUACUUUCACAAUCUUCUUGUGUUUUUGGUGAUUCAUAAUUUUCAUGCAUAUGGCCACCUAUUGGGCAGGGAGGAGAAUUUCUAGCUAAAUGGAUUUAAACAUUGAUUUGUUUCUCACCCACACAUAUAUCACUUCUGAAGAUAUUGAUUUAACUACUGGAGUCUUAAGUAUAACUUUUAUGCUGUCUUUAUAUGCUUUUUGGAUCAUAACAAUUUGGCACCCAUUCAAUUGCCUUGUUUGGACCUACAAACCUGAAAUAUUAUUCUAAAAAUCUUAAUUCAUGUUCUAUGGAAGAAAGUCAUACACAUCUGGGAUGAUAUGAGUAAAUUAUGAGAGAAUAUUUAUUUUUGGGUGAACUACUCCUUUAAACUAUACUUUGCAAUACCUUGACAAAUUGAUGCAGGCACCAUGUUGUCAGUGGCAGGAAUGAGUAACAGCACUGUUUGGCCCCAAAAGUGCUUAUUUUAACAAUUUACAUUUAUGUGAAACAUAAUCCUCUUAAGGAGCAAAUCAAACUUUUACAAUUAAUGAUGAUCUAAGUAACCUACAUUUUACUCACUUUCUUUAUCGCCUAUAGACUUUCCAUGCAACUUCUAUUCCAAUUUAGCAAUAACAGAACAGUCACAGUUUUAUAACACUCAAAAACUUGUUGGCAAAAAAUGUCCCAUGUUUGCUGCUUCAGCAUUGGUUUGUUGCAGGUGUCCAUUCAAUCUCAGCUUCCCCCAGCACUUUUCUUCUCUGCAAGAUCAUCUAUUUGUCUCUGCCUCCUCUCCAGCACCUCCAUCCGUUUGGCCUCAUUACGGAUCCUCUCCUGAUCCCUGAGAUCUGACAGGUCGUCCAUGAACAAAUGCCU